This is a messenger RNA of Melospiza melodia melodia, 1994 nucleotides long. It is a transcript of the gene WIPI2, whose product is annotated as WD repeat domain, phosphoinositide interacting 2. The coding region runs from base 89 to 1399 and encodes 436 amino acids. Gene Ontology annotation, biological process: protein localization to phagophore assembly site; protein lipidation; nucleophagy. NCBI's taxonomy places the organism in Eukaryota, Metazoa, Chordata, Aves, Passeriformes, Passerellidae. Gene Ontology annotation, molecular function: protein binding; phosphatidylinositol-3-phosphate binding; phosphatidylinositol-3,5-bisphosphate binding. The record is from RefSeq and is a predicted model, not a curated record. The transcript is spliced from 12 exons. Gene Ontology annotation, cellular component: phagophore assembly site membrane; extrinsic component of membrane; cytosol.
GCGGGGGCCGCGGUUGAGGGGCGCAGCCUUCCGGAGGUGUUUCCUCGUCCUCCCCCCGCCGGACGGGGGUGGCGAGGGCUGUCCCGCCAUGAACUUGGCCGGGCAGAGCGGCGACGCCGGUAGCGGCCAUCUGCUGUUCGCUAACUUCAACCAGGACAACACGUCCCUUGCAGUUGGCAGUAAAUCAGGCUACAAAUUCUUCUCUCUUUCUUCUGUGGACAAAUUAGAGCAGAUCUAUGAAUGCACUGACACAGAAGAUGUGUGCAUUGUGGAGAGGCUCUUCUCCAGCAGUCUGGUGGCCAUAGUUAGCCUUAAAGCUCCACGCAAGCUCAAAGUUUGUCACUUUAAGAAGGGGACAGAGAUUUGCAACUACAGUUACUCCAACACCAUCUUGGCUGUCAAACUCAAUAGACAGAGGCUGAUAGUAUGUCUGGAAGAGUCUCUUUAUAUCCACAACAUACGAGACAUGAAGGUAUUACAUACAAUCAGGGAGACACCUCCCAAUCCUGCAGGGUUGUGUGCUUUAUCAAUAAACAAUGAUAAUUGCUACCUGGCUUAUCCAGGAAGUGCAACUAUUGGAGAAGUACAAGUCUUUGACACCAUCAAUCUGAGAGCUGCCAAUAUGAUCCCAGCUCAUGAUAGUCCCUUGGCUGCUUUGGCAUUUGAUGCAAGUGGUACUAAACUUGCCACAGCCUCAGAAAAGGGGACAGUAAUAAGAGUGUUUUCCAUUCCAGAGGGACAGAAACUCUUUGAAUUCCGAAGGGGAGUGAAGAGGUGUGUGAGCAUCUGUUCAUUGGCUUUCAGCAUGGAUGGCAUGUUUCUGUCUGCAUCCAGUAACACAGAGACGGUGCAUAUCUUCAAACUUGAGACUGUGAAAGAAAAACCUCAGGAAGAGCCUACAACCUGGACAGGUUACUUUGGAAAAGUGCUGAUGGCCUCCACGAGCUACCUGCCCUCUCAAGUGACAGAGAUGUUCAACCAGGGCAGAGCCUUUGCUACAGUCCGUCUGCCCUUCUGUGGGCACAAAAACAUCUGUGCACUUGCCACAAUCCAGAAGAUCCCUCGUUUGCUGGUGGGAGCUGCUGAUGGGUAUCUCUACAUGUACAACUUAGACCCCCAGGAGGGAGGCGAGUGCACACUAAUGAAGCAGCACAAACUCGACGGCAGCAUGGAGCCCGCCAAUGAAAUUCUGGAGUCUGCGUCGCACGACCGGCCCUUGGUAGCGCAGACGUACAGUGCCGCUGUGACUAAAGGUACAUACGUGCCUUCCUCACCCAGCAGGCAUGCCUAUACAGAUGACCUGGGUGCUGUGGGUGGAGCUUGCCUGGAAGAUGAAACCAACUCACUUAGAUUGGAUGAAGACAGUGAGCAUCCCCCCAUGAUCCUUCGGACAGACUAAACUUGGACCUGUGAACUCACUCCUGAAGCAGAGAACACUGGCUUGAUGUUUCCUGAGGAAUCUCGUGUUAUGCUGCUAUGAACUUUGACAUGAGUUGGGAGAGAGGAUGACAGACUCUUACAGUUUUAAGUCGUAGCUGUAGUUCUAAUUCUAUACAAUUGGAAAAAUAUAUGGUUUUCAAUUCAGUGGCUUUUAAUCUUGCUUAUCUAUUUUAGCUGUGUUUAUUUUUUUUUUUGUUGCCAAAACCUGCUGUUUGUGCAGCCCUCAGAGCCUACUUAGCUUUGCAUGCAUUCAUGUGCCAAGCAAGCAUAGGAGGGGGAGAGAGAGAGAGAAGCCACUUUAUAACAAACUCAAGUUUGUAUUUUUUUUAUAUAUGUAUAUAAUAUUUAGCCUAUAUAAGGAAGGAGUCGAGAAGUGGUUCUGGAAGCUGAGACAGUUCUGCACUGACAAAGGUCCAAAUGGGUUCCUGUGCAUGGGCUUGCAGGCAUACCUAGUGACUGACAUGCAACCUCUCAAAUGCAAUGGCCUGUUUUUUUUGGGUUCUCCCUUCCCUUUCCUGGACCAUUUUGUUAAUUAAAAUUCCUUCUGAAUGUUG